GCUUGAGAGGACAGAAGAGGGAGAGGCUGCCAUUACAAGGCGGCAACUCUUCCCCGCUUUUCUUCUCCUCCAUCCGUCUCCGCAAUCCCGCCUUUCGUCGCUGAGUUCUAUAGAGAUUUUGAGCUUGCUCGGGUUCAGAUUCUGGUUUUUCAUACUUCGUGUACAAUAUCUUGCUUUACAACCUAUUCAUAUUCAUGGCCUCUGCUGAAGGAAAAAACCAAUCAGCGCCGAAACAAGAAGAAAAGCCAAAGAUAGAGCCAUUGAGACUCCCUACCAUGGAGGAAAUCCGAGGUCAGGACAUCUGGAACAACUGCGCCGUCCGCAGCGUAGUCAGUGGAGUUAUGGGUAGUGGGCUUGGUCUAUUCAUGGGACUGUUUCUCGGUGCUUUGGACAAUCCAAUAAUGCAAGAAGAAAUGACCGGAAGGCAGCAAUUUAUAUACACUGCAAAGCAGAUGGGCAGGAGAAGCAUUAAUUCUGCCAAGGCAUUUGCUGUCAUGGGCUUGGUGUUUUCAGCGGCUGAAUGUAUUGUUGAGAAGGCACGGGCAAAACACGAUACCACAAAUAUAGUCGUUGCUGGUUGUGUUACAGGAGGGACUAUAUCAGCUAGAGGCGGUCCCAAAGCAGCAUGUGCUGGAUGUGCAGGAUUUGCUGCGUUCUCUGUCCUGAUUGAGAAGUUCUUUGAUCGGCAUGAUUGAAACAUAGUUAGUUAAACUUCUAAUAUAGGGCCUUUUUUUCUACUUGAUAACUUUAUUAUUCCUUGCAAGAAUUCCAAUUCUUUUAAUUUAUUUUGUUCAAGUCUCUCAAAUCAAAGCAAUUUUGAAUUUAGGCGUUUCUAUCGCCUUCAAUUUUUGUAAUUUUCAUAAGCCUUGUGAUGAUCUGUUGUGAAUCCAAAAUCAAUGACAUGAGAAAUUUCAUGUCUUAUUUAUGCAC
Messenger RNA from Dendrobium catenatum, 930 nucleotides. RefSeq names its product mitochondrial import inner membrane translocase subunit TIM22-4. The record is from RefSeq and is a predicted model, not a curated record. The transcript has 4 exons. The coding region runs from base 195 to 695 and encodes 166 amino acids. Gene Ontology annotation, molecular function: transmembrane protein transporter activity. Gene Ontology annotation, cellular component: TIM22 mitochondrial import inner membrane insertion complex. Gene Ontology annotation, biological process: protein insertion into mitochondrial inner membrane. Lineage: Eukaryota; Viridiplantae; Streptophyta; Magnoliopsida; Asparagales; Orchidaceae.